AUGGAACUAAAAGGUGUAGAGGAGCAUUUGAUUGGUGAAUCACACGCAAGUGAUGAAGACUUGAGGCUCCCCUGCGAUAUGUUCCGCAGUAGGUUACAAUACGAAAUGGUCCGUCACAGGGUUGACCUCAUUCCGCUAGGCUUAGAGUUAGCAGUGAUUGCCUUUUUGAUUUAUAUGGCAUUUCAAGCUGAUAAUGAAGACGACAGGAUUGUGAUUCCAAUUCUUGCCAUACUUUUCGGAUCGGCGGUUAUGCUGUUAACAGGUGCGAUCACAUAUCAUGUCGUGCAUGGGCGGGUGGCGACCUUGGCUAACAAAUUGACGUUUAUGAAGGAGAUAGCCAUGGUAAAACCAGGAAUCGAAAUGAGGGAAUGGGAUGUGAUUGCAGCCAGAAUGAACCGUGUUUUGUAUAACAGCAGCCCGUUGGUAACACCUUAUUUCUUUUACGAUGGUGAGUCCUGCUAUUCCUAUUUUGCUAGUACCUAUCUAAAGCCGUACUUGAAAAGAAAAGACAGCAAUGACACCAACAACACCAGUCGAACCAAUGGUACCAAUGCCACAAAUGGUACCAAUGCCACAAAUGACACAACUGACACAAAUGGAACCAAUGACGCAAAUAGCACCAAUGCUACAUACAAACCCCCAAUUGAUGUCUUACAGCCUUUCAUUGACCAAGCUAUAGAGGCAUACGAAGGAAGAGCGAACGAGGACUGGCAACGAGUAAUGAAUGGUAGCUCGUCUCUGGAAAACUAG
Molecule: messenger RNA, 750 nt
Organism: Lachancea nothofagi CBS 11611
Lineage: Eukaryota; Fungi; Ascomycota; Saccharomycetes; Saccharomycetales; Saccharomycetaceae
Source: the annotation of a GenBank genome assembly